Molecule: messenger RNA, 243 nt
Organism: Iphiclides podalirius (scarce swallowtail)
Lineage: Eukaryota; Metazoa; Arthropoda; Insecta; Lepidoptera; Papilionidae
Source: the annotation of a GenBank genome assembly
AUGAGCUUCGACUCGACAUCGUCUAAGAAGUUGAACUUCGACAAAGCUAACAAUUUCAUGAGGCAAUUCAGAGAUCCGGAUUCGAGGGAGCUGAAGAAGCUAUCCGCCAACCAGUUUAUGGAGGUCUGGAGCCAUUACGACAGAGACGGCAAUGGCUACAUCGAGGGCACGGAGCUGGAUGGCUUCCUGAAGGAGUUCGUGUCAAGCGCAAACUUCAUCGAUGUCAGUCCAGACGUGAGUCAA